Lepisosteus oculatus (spotted gar) is the source of this 759-nucleotide messenger RNA. Its product is annotated as trace amine-associated receptor 1-like. Gene Ontology annotation, molecular function: trace-amine receptor activity. Gene Ontology annotation, biological process: G protein-coupled receptor signaling pathway. The record is from RefSeq and is a predicted model, not a curated record. Gene Ontology annotation, cellular component: membrane. NCBI's taxonomy places the organism in Eukaryota, Metazoa, Chordata, Actinopteri, Semionotiformes, Lepisosteidae.
CUUGAAUCCUGCUGGUAUUACGGUGACUUGUUUUGUAAAAUCCAAGAGAGUCUAGAUGUUAUGUUAUGUACUGCUACAAUUUUGCAUCUAUCUUUCAUUUCAAUUGAUCGAUAUUAUGCUGUAUGUGAACCGCUAAAAUACAAAACUAAAAUUAACGUCUGUGUUGCAUUUUACAUGAUUUCAGUUAGUUGGAGUAUUUCAGCUGUUACUGGAUUUGGAAUGAUAUUUCUAGAGUUAAAUAUAAUGGGAAUGGAAGAUGUCUACUAUGACACAUUUUAUUGUAUAGGUAGCUGUAAACUGAUACAGACUGAAGCAUCAAGCAUUAUUUCCUCCACACUCUCUUUUUACAUCCCUGGGUUUAUCAUGAUAGGCAUCUAUUCGAAAAUUUUCCUUGUAGCAAGGAGGCAAGCCAGGACAAUUCAAGGCCUCGUAUCCCAGAGUAAGACCUCCGAAGACAGCAGGAAAACAACUUCAAGCAAGACAGAAAGAAAAGCUGCAAAGACGUUGGGCAUAGUGAUGGGGGUCUUUCUCUGCUGCUGGAUGCCAUUUUUCUUGUGUAAUACCCUGAACGCUACAUUCAAUUAUUCAGUCCCAUCAGUUUUAUUUAACAGUCUUUUGUGGUUAGGCUACUUAAAUUCUACAUUUAAUCCUCUUGUCUAUGCUUUCUUUUACAGCUGGUUCAGAAAAGCUCUUGGUAUGAUUGUGUUUGGUCAAAUAUUUAAAACCGAUUCUUCUAGAACAAAACUAAUUACAGAUUAA